Messenger RNA from Drosophila takahashii, 1135 nucleotides. It is a transcript of the gene CREG, whose product is annotated as Cellular Repressor of E1A-stimulated Genes. NCBI's taxonomy places the organism in Eukaryota, Metazoa, Arthropoda, Insecta, Diptera, Drosophilidae. The record is from RefSeq and is a predicted model, not a curated record.
AAUGGCGGAGGGAGAAAGGCGGGAAAGGUCAAUGGUAUCCGUUGGUCCGCUUUGUUUUCGAUUCACGUGAAUCACAGAGAAUAUUAAAAGUGACCGGAGUGAUAAGACCAGAGAAUUUCGAGCCCAUAAAUGCCCUGUUCCCGAUCUUUCAGCUGCCCAGUGAUCAGUGAUCUUUCAAAACCGAAUCGUUAUACUUGCAGUCCAGCCAUGAAACCCUGCCCUUCAAUACUGUUGGCCUUGAUAUUGGCCAUCACGAUCCCAAGUACCACAUUUGGAUAUUCCCCCCGAGAAGAUGCCCGUGUUAUCAGCGAAUACAAGCGAAAUCAGGACUUAAAUCACGCCAAGAUCGCCAGGGAUCUGGUCCAUCGGGCCAAUUGGGGGGCCUUGGGAAGUCUCUCGACCGAUAAACUGGUGCAAGGAUAUCCCAUGGUCAACAUUAUCUCCAUAGAUGAUAGCGAUGCGAAUGACAACUCCACCGGAAGGAUCCACUUCCUGCUGACCGAUCUGGAUUUCACUGGACCCGACUGGCAAAAGGAUAACAAGGUCACCUUCCUGUUCAGCGAUGAGCAGACCCUUAGGUGCAAGGACGGCGGCAAGGAUCCCAUGGAGCCCACCUGUGCCCGCUCCAUGAUUAGUGGACAGGUGAAAAAAAUGGAUCCCAGCGAUAGCAGCUAUCAACCUGCGUUGGAUGCCUAUCUGAAACGUCAUCCAGCUGCCAGCAAUUGGAUUAAAGUCCACAAUUUUUAUCUUUGCGAGCUGGAGAUUAGCAAUAUCUUUGUGCUGGAUUUCUACGGAGGUCCCCAUAAAGUCAGCCCCUCCGACUAUUACGCUGUUUCGAAUUGAAGACCUCCUCCAGAAGGAAACCACUUGACGCCUCAUACACUUUGUAUAUAUCAACAAUAUAUGCGUGAACAAAAAAAAAUAUUGAUAAGAAUACACAUGAUCAACAAAGUGCACAAAAAGAAAUCAAGCAGACAAAAACAUUUACAAAAGCCACUUAUCAAUUAAGCCCUGUGAUUUCACUUAAUAAAACAAUACAAAUACAAAAUAUAUUCCAUUAAAUGUACUCUGAUAUGGUAAAAUGUCUUUCUUGCUGUUAAAAUAAACGAUAUUAUGUUUGAUAAAAAAAUACAAA